AUGUCAUCAGAUGAAAUAAAACAACUACGAAUACAUAUUGGUAACAUAUCACCUAAAUUAAAAGAAAAUCCAAAUUUACUAGAAUCUAGAAUUGAAAAAUUCAACUUCAUACUCAUAAAACCAUUAACUUUUCAUACAAAACCAUUACAAUUAAAAUAUUUUGCAUUUAUAACUAUAGAAUCAUCAACAAAAGAAUAUGAAAAAUUUAAAAAUUCAUUAAAUGGAGUUGUAUUUAUGGGUUUAAAAUUAAAUAUAGCAUUAGCAAAACCUGAAUUUAAAGAAAGAUUUAAAAUUAUAAAAAAUACACCAGAAGAUUUGAAGAACCAAUUAAAACAAUCACAGAUAGUACAAUCUAGAACUAAAAGAAUUGAAGAAUCUCGAAAUAAAUAUCCCAUAAACUCAAUAACUUCACACAUUUCCACUGCACAAACUUUAUCACCAAUAAUAUCAAAAUCAGAACAUACAUUUCAAAAUAAUUCAGCAAAUACAAAAAAUUUACCACCAACUCAAAGAUUAAAUGGUUCAAAAUCAUAUGGAUCAACAUUAAAUUCAUUAUUUUAUAAAUAUUCAAAUGGUAAAUCUCAUUCAAUAACAAAAGGAAUACAUAGAAAAUCACCAAGAAAAGAAUUAAAUUUAAAAAAUCAAACUCUUCGUAUAUUAAUAAAUGGUGAAUUAAAACAAUUUAAAUUUUAUAAAACUAAAUUAUGGGGGUAUGAAAAGAAUCGAAAUAUAAGAGAUUUAACUUGGGAAUUUGAUACAGCAACCAAUUCAUGGAAAAGUGGGUAUGAUCAUAUUAUUGAAAAAUCAACUUCAUGUGGUAUAAACGGUAAACAAGCCUUGAGUUAUGGUCAAAAUUUAACUAAUGAACCAGCAACAAUCGUAGAUACAGUCGAUGAAGAUCAUGAAUCUAAAAAAAAUAAAUCCAUAUUAGCUUCAAUUUUAACUAAUUAUGAUUUUAAUAAACCAAUUGAAAUUGAAGAAAAUAAUGGAAUUGAACAAGAAGAUAUUGAAAUUGAUUCAAAAGGUAGAAAAAAAGUUAAACAUUAUGAUUAUGAAAUUGAAGGUAAAAAUAUUGAUGAAGAUGAAGAUGAAAAUGAAAAUAAAAAUGAAGAGCGAACACAAAUAAUAGAGCAACAAAAAGAUUAUGAUGAAGUAAUACAAAUUUCAAGUGGAGAUUUACAAAAACCUCAAGAAGAAAUAUAUUAUGAUGAAGAUGAUGAAGGAAAUGAUAUUGAUUUUACUACUUUAAAACCAACUCAAAUAAUAGAAAAUGAUGAUAUAGAAAUAGAUGAUGAUAAGGACAACAACGAAGUAGUUCAGGAAAGAGAGAAUAAAGAGAUUGAAACAGUUAAAGAUCAAAUACUACAGGAUAAAGUUGAAGAUAUAAUUGAAGAUCAAGUAGAACAAAUUGAAGAAAAUUCAGAUGAAGAAGAAUUCAUACCUACUUUCGGGUCAAAUUCAGAAUCAAACAAAACAACAAGUAAUACAGAAACACUUCGAUCAUUAUUUAAUCCCACAACCAGCAUAGAUUCAAACAAUUCAGAACAGCAACAAAAUGGUUUUAAAUUAGCAUUAUCAGAAGAUGAUGAAGAUAUUGAUAACUCAGCACAACUUCAACUUCAAGAUCAAGAACAAUUAUUAAAACAAAUUCAAAAACAACAAAAUCAACAGCAACAACAACAACAACCAGAAGAACAAAAUAUAAAAACAAUAAAAAAUAAUAAAGAUAUAGGAUUAUUUUGGCCACAUUUUGAAUCACCAUUUUUAAGUACUCAAUCACAAUUUAGUAAAAUUGGAAAUAUUAAAAUUUUUAAUCCAAAUCAUUUUCAAUUACCUAAACUUACUGAAGAUACUAGCUCAAGUAAUGUUGGAAAUGAAGAUGAAACUGAAUUUGAAAAAUGGUUUUGGUUUAAUCGUGGUGAAUUUUCAAGAGAAUUUAAAAGACGAAGACGUGAUGUUUUAAGAAUAUUGAAAAAGAAACAAAAAUAA
Molecule: messenger RNA, 1989 nt
Organism: Lodderomyces pseudojiufengensis
Lineage: Eukaryota; Fungi; Ascomycota; Pichiomycetes; Serinales; Debaryomycetaceae
Gene: NOP8
Product: Nop8p
Exons: 1
Coding region: 1-1989 (662 amino acids)
Molecular function (GO): nucleic acid binding
Source: RefSeq, a predicted model, not a curated record